Molecule: messenger RNA, 1080 nt
Organism: Cucurbita maxima (winter squash)
Lineage: Eukaryota; Viridiplantae; Streptophyta; Magnoliopsida; Cucurbitales; Cucurbitaceae
Exons: 3
Coding region: 105-761 (218 amino acids)
Source: RefSeq, a predicted model, not a curated record
GAACCCAAAAAGCAUUUUAGAGGGAAGGAGGGAGAUAAGGAUUUCCCAAUUUUAAUUUUUCCCCCAAAACGGAUCAGCGCCACGAUCCCACUAGAGGUUGAUCCAUGGAGGGUGUUGGUGCCCGUCUCGGCCGUUCUUCAACUCGCUACGGACCCGCCACCGUCUUCACUGGCCCCGUCAGGAAGUGGAAGAAGAAAUGGGUCCACGUUGCGCCCUCUACCGCCGCUUCCAACAACCAUUCUCACUCUCAGCGCCACACCACCCCCACUAAUGUAACCACCAAUGGCACUGCCAAUCCUACUAAUAACGCUUCCCAUCUUUUGCUUUACAAAUGGACGCCUAUUUCCCAGAGUCUCAACAAUGGCAACAACGAUGACAAGAACGCCGGCAAAGAUGAGACCCCUACGGUGACGGAGGAGCCUCCUCGCCGGAAAUUCAAAUACAUUCCGAUUGCUGUAUUAGAGGAACAGAAAAACGAGGCUGCAGAAAAUGAAGCUGCUGACAAAGUUGAAUAUGAAGCUAACAAAUCAAAUGAUGUUGAACCAGGAAGUGCAGUGGCGAGUGCCAAGGGCGAUCUUCAAGACGAGAAACCAAAUAUUAACGAUGUCCCAAUGGACGAAAGUCAGGACAACGACCAUGUAGUGCGCCAAGAUUUGAACGAAAGUACUUUGGAUUUAAGUCUGAACUUGAAUGCUCUCAACGACGAUGGCGAAGCUGGUUCAAAAGCUGAUCACAUUAGAGAUGGCAAGAGGAAGAGCUAACUUUUAGAAGCAGCUGCAAUUUCGUCCUUACAAAUUCAAUUCUCUUGUUGGAACUGUGUUACUUGACAUCCCACAUCUCUGCUAAUCCUGGAAGUAUAUGGUUCUUCAAUACUAGUAUGAUAUGAUUGCUUAUUUGAGCUAAUUUUGAUUUGUUCACAGAAAAAGAUAAACAGUACCAUAUUUUAUCUUUGAAAUUCGAUAUCGAUGUUAGAAGCUGUAUCGAGAGUCGAGGGAAUUGUGUACGAUUAUCCCCACUGAGGAUUUAGCUUUAUUUGGUUUCUGUCAAAUGAUUAUCUAAUGGACCCUAAGAGUUAAGAAA